Messenger RNA from Cyprinodon tularosa, 1240 nucleotides. Its product is annotated as zinc finger and SCAN domain-containing protein 31-like. The record is from RefSeq and is a predicted model, not a curated record. The transcript is spliced from 2 exons. The coding region runs from base 111 to 1115 and encodes 334 amino acids. Gene Ontology annotation, biological process: regulation of transcription by RNA polymerase II. Gene Ontology annotation, molecular function: DNA-binding transcription factor activity; RNA polymerase II cis-regulatory region sequence-specific DNA binding. Lineage: Eukaryota; Metazoa; Chordata; Actinopteri; Cyprinodontiformes; Cyprinodontidae.
UGCCUUAACUUGACAACCAGCGGAAGUAAAACAAAACAGUCAAACAGCUAGCGUUGACUUAGCUAGUGCUAGGUUGUGUUUUCAUAUCUCAGCUGAAUAUUUCUGUAAAAAUGUCUUCAGUUCAGCAUCUGAGAGAGUUUAUCAGAGAGCGACUAACUGCUGCCGCUGAGGAAAUCUUCACAGAGGUUGAAAAAACAAUCAUUCGCUACGAGGAAGAAAACAGACUGAUGGAAAACUGCUGGAAACCCCAGGAAAAGCUGCAGAGAAUCGGAAUCCAAAAGCCACAUAUCUUCAACGAGGAGGAAACUAUAGCCAUUCAGCUGUUUCGUAACCAGCGCAAAAGGUCCAAUAAGGACCAGGAUGAAGCAGUACCUCAGUGGACUGAAGAGGAUUGCAAGGAACCAGAAAAUCCAUAUUCACAUAUUAAAAAACAGGGGGAACCAGGACCUCCAUGGAUUAAAGAGGAAGAAGAACAUCAAGAGUCUUCACUGAUCAAAGAAGAAAAAGAUGAACCUGAGUUUUCAUGGGCUGAAGUGGAACAUCAGGAACAGGAUGUGUUAUUGAAGGAAAAACAGAAUGAAUCAGGACCUCCAUGUUAUCAAGAAGAGGAAGAGCCAGCAUCCCCGCUACUUGACAUUAAGAAGGAACCAGAUUAUUCACUACCUAAAUAUGAACAGUGGCUACCAGAGCAUACACUGUCUACACAGUACCAGGAAGACCUAAACAGCAGACAGAAGGAAAAGCAGCUUUUCCAGAAGCAGUCAAUCACUUUUAUGGAGACCUUUAAUAUUCAGGAAGUUGAUUUGAGUGAAAGAGAACCAAGAACUGAUCAGCAUUCCAUUGAUAUCUUUUCUGCAGCUGAGACUAAAGAAUGGGAAGAACGCAGCUCCACUACGUCAGAGAGUCAGCCUCAAACUGACAUGGAGAAAAUGCCUUUAAAAUGUGACAUUUGUGGGAGAUUCUUUAGGAAUAAGUCUACCAUGAAACAGCAUUACAUAAACCACACAGGUGACAAACCUUUUUCAUGCGAGACGUGUGGAAAAGGUUUCUCCAGGAUUAGAAACUUAAAUGACCACAUUAGAACCCACACGGGUGAAAAAACCUUUCCCAUGUAACGUUUGUGGAAAAAACUUCUCUCAGAUUGGUAGUUUACGGAUUCACAUUAGAACCCACACAGGUGAGAAACCUUUUACAUGCCAGACAUGUGGAAAAGGUUUCUCCCUGAUUAGAAACUUAAAUG